Molecule: messenger RNA, 885 nt
Organism: Mycena indigotica
Lineage: Eukaryota; Fungi; Basidiomycota; Agaricomycetes; Agaricales; Mycenaceae
Product: Monothiol glutaredoxin-4
Exons: 5
Coding region: 1-885 (294 amino acids)
Molecular function (GO): 2 iron, 2 sulfur cluster binding
Source: RefSeq, a predicted model, not a curated record
AUGUCCAACGCACCACCAAACGCUCUGAACGCCAACGCAAAUCUCAUCCCCAUUACCUCCGUCGAGCAAUUUCAAGCAACAUUAUCCUCCGACCUCACUCGUAUUUCGCUCAUAAACUUUUGGGCUCCAUGGGCUGCGCCAUGCACACAGAUGAACGCUGUGGUCGCUGAGCUGGCGAAGAAGCAUCCGGCCCUGUUGGUGCUCAACGUAGAAGCAGAAGAACAAGCAGACAUCGCCGAGUCUUUCGACGUCGAGGCGGUCCCCUCCUUCGUCGUUUUACGGGGCCACACUCUCCUCGCACGAAUUUCUGGUGCUGAUGCCCCAGCCCUCACACAAGCCAUUGCCAAACACCUCUCCGCUCCCCCUGCUCCCGCUCCAUCCAACAAAACCCCAACACAACAGCCUCCCUCGAAUGAGACACCCGAGGAGCUCGAGAAGCGAAUGCGGGGGCUGAUGAACCAGCGCCGUGUCGUUCUCUUCAUGAAAGGCACACCAGAGGAGCCGCGUUGUGGUUUCAGCCGCAAAAUCUCGACAUUAUUGAGGGAGCAUGCUGUCGACUUUGCGCAUUUCGAUAUUCUGAGCGACGAAGAUGUCAGGCAGGGACUUAAGAAGCUGAACGACUGGCCCACGUUCCCGCAGCUCAUUGUUGAUGGCGAGCUCGUGGGUGGUCUCGACAUUGUGCAGGAGAUGAUAGCCAGUCACAAAGGAGAUUCUGUUGCACGAAUCCGAUUGUUGGACAAUGGCCGGGAAAUUCCUUUUGGUCUCCGUGUUACUCGAGCUCCAACGGUGGCGCGCCCCGACCAUAUGAAAGUUGCUCAAAUCGACCAAAAGUUCUCAAGAAUUAUAAUGCUUCAUGGCAUGGCAUUGCAAUGCCUCAAAUCAUAA